ACAGAAAAUGAUCUACUUCCACCAUCAUCAACAACACCGGUCACAACUUUAACAAACACGGAUGAAAAUAAAAACGAAAAACAAAGAGCAACAACAACCGAUAUACAACCGCCCUCAGAACGACGUAUGUCUUACUAUAGAAGAGCUGUAAUUAAAUUUUUAUGUUUUGCAGAUAUAAGUGAAUGGGAUAACGAUGAAGUGUUGGAAUGGUUUCAGUCUUAUGGACUUAAUGAGUUAUAUAACUCGCUCUUUGCCAUGCAAAAAAUUGAUGGCACAACUUUAGCAAAAAUAUUUGAAUUGAAACUAAAAAAUUAUGAAAGUUACAGAAUUGAUUAUACAAAUCGUUUACCACCCAAUCAAAAGAAUCUUUUAAAAGAUUUUGAUCGAUUCGGACAAUUGCUGGAUUCAUAUUUUAUUGAUAAAUAUACACAUCGAUUUGAUGUUGCGUUCUCAUUUCCAGGUAUUUGA
Rotaria sp. Silwood1 is the source of this 468-nucleotide messenger RNA. NCBI's taxonomy places the organism in Eukaryota, Metazoa, Rotifera, Eurotatoria, Philodinida, Philodinidae. The record is from the annotation of a GenBank genome assembly.